AACAACCAAAAUGGUGAAGCAGAUCGAGAGCAAGUCUGCUUUUCAGGAAGUGUUGGACUCUGCAGGAGAUAAGCUAGUUGUGGUUGACUUCUCAGCCACGUGGUGCGGACCCUGCAAGAUGAUCAAGCCAUUCUUUCAUUCCCUCUCUGAAAAAUAUUCCAAUGUGCUGUUUAUUGAAGUAGAUGUGGAUGACUGCCAGGAUAUCGCUGCAGACUGUGAAGUCAAGUGCAUGCCAACCUUCCAGUUUUUUAAGAAGGGCCAGAAGGUGGGUGAAUUUUCUGGAGCAAAUAAGGAAAAACUUGAAGCCACCAUUAAUGAACUACUCUAAUCCUGUUUUCUGAAAACAUGACCAGUCUUCAGCUGCUGAAGACCUGUAAUUUUUUUUUAUUAUUUACAAAAAAGUAGGAGAUAGGAUACUAUAUACGCAACUGCCAUCUGAUUAUAAAGAACAAUAAAUAUCAAUUCUACACUUUUU
This is a messenger RNA of Ochotona princeps (American pika), 475 nucleotides long. It is a transcript of the gene TXN, whose product is annotated as thioredoxin. The transcript has 5 exons. The record is from RefSeq and is a predicted model, not a curated record. Gene Ontology annotation, molecular function: protein-disulfide reductase activity. NCBI's taxonomy places the organism in Eukaryota, Metazoa, Chordata, Mammalia, Lagomorpha, Ochotonidae. Bases 11 to 328 code for a protein of 105 amino acids.